AUGUCAUCAUACCUUAGGACCUUCUCGGUGGACAAGAAUCCGGAAUCCUGUGACGAAUACAAGUUCACGCUGCCGGAACUGUAUCAGGAGUUAGCUAAGGAAAAGCUUCGAGAAGAUGACAGCGUUCGUGAACAAUCCCUCACGGAAAUGCGCCAGUGGAUCGUGGACAACCCGCACAUCCGCAAAUGUCGCACGGACGCAAAGUUUCUGCUCCGAUUUCUACGAUUCCGGCAGUUCUCGGUCCCAAUGGCGUGCGAGGCACUUGAAAGGUAUCUUUCUAUACGUGCCCUCCACCCUAGUUUGUUCGAAAAACUCGACUGUGACGAAGCGAUCAUGAAAGAAAUCCUGGAUUGUGAGCCUCUAUCUUACCUCGGUCAGGAUCACACCGGCCGGGCGGUGUUUCUUCUCCGGUUUGGUCAGUUUAAUACCGAAAAGCAUAGUCCCAUGCAUCAGAUUCGCUACUCGAUGCUCAUGCUGGAAACGGUGCUCGAGUGGGAAGAGAUGCAGAUCGGUGGCUUUGUACUGCUGAUCGAUUAUCGCGACUGUAGUAUGGAUCUAUUCACGCAAUGGAGCAUGAUAGAAAUGAAGUUCAUUGCUGACGUGUUUAACGGAUCCUAUCCGGUGUGCUGUGAACAAAUUCACGCUGCGCAGCUGCCCAAACUAGCCGUUCCUGUCAUUAAAGUGCUGCUUUCAUUCGCCAAUCCUAAACUGCGUGAAACAAUUACGUGCUACUCGACGAUUGCGGAGUUGGAGAAACAAUUCGAGGGUCCUUUGAAACCGAGUCUGUAUGAUGGAGAGGCAGACCUGGAUGAAUUGAAUCGGGUCUUUCGAAAACGCAUUGAAGAUCAACGCUCGAUCGUGCUUGGAUUGGAUGAUAUGGAGAUCGAUACAGAUUACUAUGCAUCCGUGUGGGAUUCGAAAGCCGACAUGUUUUCGGAUGCAAUGCACCCUGAGAUUGUGUUUAAGAAUUUGAGCAUUGACUGA
This is a messenger RNA of Anopheles nili, 984 nucleotides long. RefSeq names its product clavesin-1-like. The transcript is spliced from 2 exons. Lineage: Eukaryota; Metazoa; Arthropoda; Insecta; Diptera; Culicidae. Gene Ontology annotation, cellular component: membrane. The coding region runs from base 1 to 984 and encodes 327 amino acids. Gene Ontology annotation, molecular function: phosphatidylinositol bisphosphate binding. The record is from RefSeq and is a predicted model, not a curated record.